This is a messenger RNA of Struthio camelus australis, 333 nucleotides long. The record is from RefSeq and is a predicted model, not a curated record. NCBI's taxonomy places the organism in Eukaryota, Metazoa, Chordata, Aves, Struthioniformes, Struthionidae.
AGCAACGCUCGGCUGACCGAGGUCCCUCAAGACAUACCCAAUGACACCAACAAGCUCUACCUGGACUCCAACCGAAUCCCCUUCCUGCCCCGCGACGCCUUUCGGGACCUGCCGCUCUUGCUGGAGCUGGACCUGUCUCACAACGCCAUCGCCAGCGUCGAGAGCGGGGCUUUCCGGGGCCUGGCGGAUCACUUGCACUCUCUGGACUUGUCUUCCAACAAGCUGGUGUCAGUCAGCAAGGAUGCCUUUAGCAACCUGAAGGCCAAGGUCAACCUCUCCAACAACCCUUGGCUGUGUGACUGCCGGCUGCAGGAGCUGAUCCGGACGGUGGAU